Molecule: messenger RNA, 3322 nt
Organism: Dothidotthia symphoricarpi CBS 119687
Lineage: Eukaryota; Fungi; Ascomycota; Dothideomycetes; Pleosporales; Dothidotthiaceae
Exons: 3
Coding region: 308-3106 (932 amino acids)
Source: RefSeq, a predicted model, not a curated record
GGAUCGUGUGUCCGCGCGACAGCAUUGCCUUUCUUCUCUUGUUGUCCUUGGUCUUUUCUUUCACCUACUCACUUGCUCCUUUACAUCACUAUCUAUCGUCAAUUCUUAUUGCUUUGCCUAUUGUCCACAUCGCAACUAUAACAACAAUAAUAACAACCUGUGUACUGUCUCGGCCUGGAGCCUGCGAUAAUUCCAGUUUGAAACCUGCUAUUUGAUUAUUCCAUAUAUUCCCUCUUUCGGUCAUCACUCCACCUACCACCGGAAGGCUACCACCCUACAGCCACGAACAAACACACCACUAUCAACGAUGACAAACACAAAUCCAACUGACGGCUUUGCUUAUCGAGACGAUCGAGAAGAGCACAUACUGGUGCAUUUCAAUGAGGAUUUCGCCGGAACGUCUGUCGCGCCAGACGCAACCCAAGAGAUCAGGAAAAUGGAGAGCGACACACAAAACACUGCCAGGACAGCGGCGUAUAGGAAGUCACGCGGAUCGCUUGUGUCACGACAUAUGAGCCGCAGGCGAGAACAACGGGAACGACAGACAAAGCUAGGUAUCACUCUCGAUACAAGCUUCACAAGGCACAAGGGAAAAGCGCCACAUGAGGUAUUCCCUGGGGAUGGAUUAAACAGCAAAAGACUAUCCAGGAAGCCGACCUGGCUUACAAGAUCCUCGAUGAAAUACAAAGGCCUGGGCAUCACCAGAGGAACUCCUCAGCCCAACAAUACACACCGACGCCAUUCUAGUAUCGAUCACGAUGAGCCUAUGACGACAGAUUCCUUACAGUCGGGUAUUAAGCCAUGGCAGGAUAUAUCUCCCUGGGACCGACCCAUUCCUAUAGGUAUCUCGAUUCCCACAGACAGUGUAUCCGAUUUCAGCACGUACCGGACAUCUCGUUUUCGAGCAGGAAGCGACGCCACCCUGGUCACUCCAAGUAUCAUAAUAACUCCGGCUGCAGCGAUGCAAUCAGCGAAUUCAGAUGUAACAGAGCUGCCUAGGCAUAGCAGGAACGACACUUUGGACUCUGCAGGGACUGCUUUCGAAGAAGAUGACGACAUGAAACGUAGAGAGCGCAUAAUGUCCACCAGUACCUUCUUUGAGGAAGACGUGACGCCUUUGCGUGAAAGGACUAUCGAAUCGACAUUGAACGUCGAAACCCCAAUGGUCCCUACACCACGACGGUCUCAGGGAUGGUGGAAUUUUAUCACAACUCCGUUUGUCACAACUCCAAGGAGUGCUGUGUGGCCACAAUACGGACGUGACGGCGACCGAACGCCAGAUGUACCUACAGUACCUGCUCCCCAUCUAACCACAACGUCUCCAUCGACCUACAUUUGGUCGGCCACUGAGAAGAGCCCAUCUUUUUCAACAAACGCAAGCGUUGCUGUCAUACCAUCUCAGUCAAGUACUCCCCAAGCUAUUACCUCACCAUUUUCAUCAAUGUCAGCUACACCAGUUGUCGGCACAGCAGCUAUCGGGACUAUUCUGAUGCCACGCCAAGUCGAAGAGCAACCCCGAGCGAUCAAUAUCAACAUUGAACUCCAAGACAGGCGACCCGACACGAACUUUCGACUGGCCGAUGCUAACUCACCGGCAAACAACCAACACAGUCGCUCAUCUUCGCCAGCUUCUCGAUUGCAGGGUGUAGGUUCGUCCAGUACCCAAUCACAAAGUCUACCUGUGUUUGCACCACCGCCGACAUUUUCUCGAAAAGGCUCACACUUCAGCUAUGAUCACAGUGGCUCCAGCUCAGUGGCAUCUUCUCCAGAUCUCAAGAAAACAAAGAAGCAUCGGAAAGUUUCCAACAUGAUGGGUCUAUUUUCGUGCAAUAAGCGGAAGCAACAGAGUAACACGGACGAAAAGAAAAAGAAGAAGCGAGGUUGGUGCUUCUGGUGUUGCGGCUGCUGUUUGGUCCUUGUGGUUCUUAUGGCCGUCAUCAUCCCAGUUGUUGUCGUGUUUACGAAACACCACGAUAAGACCCCUACUGGCACACAACCGGGCCAAGAAGUGGGUUCACAGUGGCUCAAUUUGACGAACUAUCCGGCUAUACCCACUGGCAUCUCGACCAUAUCUCAGCCCGAAGCAGUGGAAGAACAGAGUGGAUGCGUUGCUCCUACCACUUUGUGGAGCUGUGCACUUCCAAAAGAACUCCAAGACUCUGUCAAACCCAACAAGCCGGAUCAACCAAACUUCAAGAUCGAAAUUACGUUUGACAACAGCACCACAGCGACCCCAUCAUCGACACAGCUUGCGAAAAGAGUAGCGAAUCCUGUAUCAGCGAGCGCCUUUAUCCGAUCACGCAUUCUGAACGUCCGUUCCGUGCCCUCGCCCUCUCCUGCACCUCCCAGCGAUCAAGAUAUGAAAUUCAUAGGCGAGACCACGGAUGGGAAUAACGCACCGUACGAGGGUGAAGACACGCCUCUCUUUGUGACUUUCCAGGACCCCAGAAGCACCGCCUCUCGCCUCCUCAAGCGUGCUAGCAGCGAUCCUACAAACAUCACCAGCGUCAUUCCCCCGCCACUGCUCAAUUCCGAUGGCACUGCUGCGCCCGCAAACCUGCUGCCCCUCCCUUUUGCACAGCCUCUUCGCUUGUAUAAUCGCGGAUUGGAUACGGAGCACUAUGGCUUCUAUACCUACUUUGACCGAUCCAUCUUCCUAAAAUCAAUCAACGACACCAAUCGCGGCGGGAGUCCAGCAGAUACUGACGGAGGAAGCAACUUCAACGCUGCGACCCUGCGAUGCACAUUCUCUGAGACACGGUUCUUGGUCCAGAUUUGGACACGCAGUGCAGCCAGCAAGCCUUUGUUACAGAGUGCCACUCAGAACGCAACGGAUGCGUACAAACGCCCUGGGACUUUCCCAUACCCCGUCACAGUUACGAUUGAUCGCCAUGGCGGAAAUGCGGCGAAGAAGAACCUAUAUUGCUACAAUGUGGAGACAGAUGGCACCAUCAAGAACAAAGCUUCGAAGCGGUUCUUUCAAUUCGAGGACCGGGCGUUUGGCGGCAACCUUGUCAAUGGUACACAGGGCCGUCAAGUCGUCACAGGACCCAUUGACGGAGGAUCUGGAGGGUGUGGUUGCCAAUGGCAGAACUGGCUCAAUUAGGAGCACUCUCAGCCAAAAAGCGUUUUCAUUCAAGUACAUUUCUUAUGUUGUUGGUAGCAUUUACAUCCGGAGUUUGGCAUAGCGUUGCAUUUUCGACGACACGUCAGUGUUGUUCAUGUCCUGAUGUUUUCAGCAAUGUGGUAAAUCGUUGACCACUGGAUGGGAUCACGUACAAAACAGCAUUACCUUAGACAACCAUAUAUCUAAUAUCAACUA